Molecule: messenger RNA, 1790 nt
Organism: Hordeum vulgare subsp. vulgare (domesticated barley)
Lineage: Eukaryota; Viridiplantae; Streptophyta; Magnoliopsida; Poales; Poaceae
Product: cinnamoyl-CoA reductase-like SNL6
Exons: 4
Coding region: 281-1405 (374 amino acids)
Biological process (GO): steroid biosynthetic process
Molecular function (GO): 3-beta-hydroxy-Delta5-steroid dehydrogenase (NAD+) activity
Source: RefSeq, a predicted model, not a curated record
GUGGAGAUGGAACGAGCCCACAGACAAUCCAGAUCCAAGCUCCAAGCUCCACGCCUGUACAGUAUAGUAACCACCAGUCCACGGCUCGCUCCGACGACCCGUAGAGCAGAGCGCGGCACAGAGCCCACCAACCUACCUAAGCUACGCUGCUCCUGCGAGCGCAGACUCCCUCUCCUCUGCUAUAAUUAUCCACGUCUCGCGGAGCCCGGCCACCCCCAGAGCCCCGACGGUCGCAAAUCGCUCCACCAGAACCCACGCCACCGAGAGACUAGGCGGCGUCAUGGGCGUCUUACGGAGCACGCAGAGCAUGCAGGCGGAGGUGGAGGAGAUGCGCGCCGCGCUGUUCCACGGGGCCGGGGCCGGGGGCGCGGCCGGGUGGCGCCCCUCGGCCGGCGACAACGACGUCAAGCGCGCCACCGGCGGCGACGAAAGCGCGGCGGGCCCGCGCACCGUGUGCGUGACCGGCGGGAUAUCCUUCGUCGGCUUCGCCAUCGUCGACCGCCUCCUCCGCCACGGUUACACAGUGCGCCUCGCCCUCGAGACACAAGAGGACCUGGAUAAGCUGAGGGAGAUGGAGAUGUUCGGGGAGGACGGCCGGGACGGGGUGUGGACGGUGAUGGCGAACGUUAUGGAACCCGAGAGCCUGCACCGGGCGUUCGACGGCUGUGCCGGCGUCUUCCACACAUCGGCGUUCGUGGAUCCCGGGGGCAUGUCCGGCUACACGAAACAUAUGGCUAGCUUGGAAGCCCAAGCAGCGGAGCGGGUGAUCGAAGCAUGCGUGAGGACAGAAUCCGUGAGGAAGUGUGUCUUCACCUCGUCCUUGCUGGCCUGCGUGUGGAGGCAAAGCUACCCUCAUGAAAGACGGGGUCCUACUAUCGUGGACGAGAACUGCUGGAGCGACGAGAGCUUCUGCCGCAACAACAAGUUAUGGUUUGCACUCGGCAAGACAGCAGCAGAGAAGGCGGCCUGGAGGGCAGCCAGGGGGAGAGACCUGAAACUCGUCACCGUCUGCCCUGCGCUGGUCACGGGACCGGGGUUUCGGCGCCGCAACUCUACGGCAUCCAUCGCGUACCUCAAAGGAUCUGGCGUGAUGCUCGCGGAUGGCGUCCUCGCGACGGCGAACGUGGAGACGGUGGCCGAGGCGCACGUCCGGGCGUACGAGGCGAUGGGCGAUAACACGGCCGGCGGGAGGUACAUCUGCUACGACCAUGUGAUCCAGAGUGCCCAGGAGUUCGCCGAGCUGGAGCGGCAGCUGGGGAUCCCGAGCAGGACGGUGGCAACGCAGAGCGUCGGCGACGACCGUCCGGCGAGGUUCGAGCUCUGCAAAAGGAAGCUGGGGAGGCUCAUGUCUUCCAGGAGGAGGUGCACGUACGAUGACUAUUACUGCCCUGUUACGUUCGAAUAGGGUGCAAGUGCAAACACAACGCUGCUGGUGGAUUUGAAGUUUGUAUUGGGUUCGCACGGCAGGCGACAGUUCAAUCGAGCACCCAUUGCAGCAAGGAUGAAGGACGGAAGAGGAUCCCCUGAGUAACACAUGCUGCUUGAUGAGGUCAAAACCUGAAUGGAAGCGGGUGAAAAGAGUAGUAGUAGUAGUUGAUUGUUGAUUGUCCCUUUGGACAAAGAGGAGUAGAGACGUAGAAUGUGCGCGAGUGCGAUGAUGUAUAUAGUCAUAGUGUGAUCUUGUAGGUUAUUUCACGCAGAUUUUCUUUGUGCUGUCCGCUGUCCAGUGAUACCAACAUUACUGAAAAGCCAUUCUUGUCUGUUUGUCAAAUCAGAAGUACUGUUUGGAA